Naegleria lovaniensis is the source of this 735-nucleotide messenger RNA. RefSeq lists its product as uncharacterized. NCBI's taxonomy places the organism in Eukaryota, Heterolobosea, Eutetramitea, Acrasida, Naegleriidae. The coding region runs from base 1 to 735 and encodes 244 amino acids. The transcript has 2 exons. The record is from RefSeq and is a predicted model, not a curated record.
AUGAAGGAAAAUUUUAUUAUUUGUGUAUCGGUGUUGAUAGCCCUUCAGUGCUGCAUACUUUUACUGCUUUCAACACCUGCAAAUGCUUCGCUCUCUAUUUCAGCUUCAAAACACCCUCUCCGAUGUGAUUGUGAAGCUUUGUUUGCUCCAAUAAGAAUCCUUGAUAUCAACAAUACCGCAGAUUGUGCAGAAUGGAUAUGGUUACCAUCCUAUGAAAACGGUACUCUCAUUCCCAAUGUAAAUAACACAAGUGAGUCGUCACCAUCAGCCUUGAAUGGGAGUGUGAUUAAUUCAACACUAUCUCAUGGGGAAAUAGGAAAUCUUACCUUAAACGACGAUACUUUAAGGGAGACGGUAACUAAACCAACCACUCUUAAUGGAGACCAUGAAAGUAAACUGGGAGGAGGGGCAAUAGCAGGCAUAGUGAUUGGAUCUAUUGUGGGCCUUAUAUUACUUGUACUAAUUACCCUUGCUGUUAUUGGAUUUGCAAUUUUCAAAUCCAAGUACCGAAACGCCAAAUACUUUGUUCAUGAUGUGAGUGGAAAGAAGAGCUUCUCAGAUCUGUCUGCUGAAAUUAUGAGGGCUGCUGAGGAAGACUUUGCCUCUCAAGUUCAAUUUGUUGUGAGUGAUGGUGAAGAUAGUGACUCAAUCCCUAACGGUGACGAAGACGAGCAUGCACAUUUUUACAAUGACGACGAGAUCAUUGUCGACAAUAAUGAGCAGUUUGAAUAUUAA